UGCACGUCUGUUCCCUCCUAAAUUCUAAACCAAAUGUUCUAAUAUGAAAUAAAUAGUGAUGUUUAGAAGAUAGCCGUGGUCGUCAUCAGUCUUUGUCCUACGCGAUGGUCGGAUAUACAAAGAAAGACAGCACUGGCGACAAAAGAACUUAACAAGACAAGGACAAGGAGUUUGUUUUACAACUUAAAUUGUCAUAAUAAAUUUUCAAAUAGUGAAAUCACAAAUACAAUCGAAAAUGAUUUUUUAACAGCAAAAUUUUAUUUGUUUAGAAAAUGGGAACAAUUUAUAGUAAAGAUACGAGGCGCAUCAGCUUUGACAACACAUUUUCUUUGAACAAUGCAUUGGUUGUUCAAAAAUCUAUUGAAGACGACAAUGUUUUAGAUCUCAACGAAAUAGCUGCGGUAACGGAAAAACACGACGAUUUACUUUUUCCGGAUACUGAAAAACCUAUGGAAAUUGAGAAAGAAGAUUUGGAAGUCGAUUAUUGGGCUAACAGAAUAGAUUAUCUUAAAAAAGAACAUAGAUUGAUAAAUAAAAUUAUUGAAACUGAAUAUGAAAAAACUUUGGAAAACACGAACAAACUACUUGAACCCCCCGUGGCAUCGCCUGAAACGUAUGAUAAAGUAAAACCUUGUUUUGAAUGGCGUGCCAAGGCGCCCGACAUAAAUGAUUUCACUAUCAUAAAACCUAUCAGUCGUGGAGCUUUCGGCAAGGUGUUUCUUGCGCAUAAGAAGAGCAAUAAAGAACAGAUGUAUGCUAUCAAAGUGAUGAAGAAGUCUGAUAUGAUUAACAAAAACAUGGUGACCCAAGUGGUGACAGAGAGGAAUGCUCUGGCCUUAUCAAGGAGCCCAUUUUGUGUGCACCUCUUCUACUCAUUGCAGUCUGUAUCUUCUGUUUACUUGGUAAUGGAAUACAUGGUGGGAGGUGAUCUGAAAUCAUUACUGGGGGUGUAUGGGUUCUUAGAAGAGUCCAUGGCAGUGUUCUAUGUAGCUGAGGUGACCUUGGCACUGGACUAUCUGCACAAACAUAAUAUAGUCCACAGAGACUUGAAGCCAGAUAACAUGUUGAUAUCCAAGACGGGCCAUGUGAAACUCACUGAUUUUGGCCUGUCUACAAUUGAGAUACAUAGAGAUUUAGAAAUAUCAGACUUUGUGAACCGCACCCCAAGUUUAAACUUGAGGACUCCUGGGCAGCUUCUGUCCCUCACAUCACAUCUGUCAUUUGGGUCAGGAGGUAGGGAUACCACUGCCAAUUCCGAUAGCUCUAUGGAACCCUGUGAGAACCUCCUUGAUGAGCUUAUUGAGACUACGAAAUUGUACUCCCCUACAAUGGAUAAUUCACAUAUGUCAGGUAUUCAUCCUUUUAUGAGUGCUGAAAGCAUCAAUUUGGAGAAUGUGUCUCAAGACUCUGGUUCUGAAUCACUAAGUUCAUAUCACACAUGUGAAAGUUCUAAAAAUAGUACUUCAUCAAAGAGCAACAAGUCUACUGAUGUCAGUGAAAAUGGAUCCUCACUGGAGGAGUCUGCUGUAUUGACAGACUCGCAACACGACCAGUCCACAUCACCUCUAUGCAGAGGUCAUUCUUUGAAAAGAAUACCAAGUUUUAGAGCUAAGAAAAGGAAGAGAAUACUGGAUAAUGAUGGAGACACACCAACCGGUAUAACUAGUCUAGCAGAAUCUAAAGAAAACCACAGCGGGCUCACUCAAGAGAUAUUGGCUUUAGAACUCAGUCAGAAUACUCCAAAACGCAUGUCGUUGCACCCUACACCCGAUCGACGGAAGAAUCCUAUUAAAGGAGUGUUAAAAAAGAGGUGGGCCUCUCAAGAUGACAGCCACCACUUUAAUGUAGGCGUCAUAUUCUCCACGCCGGUUUCGAACAAGAAGUCGCCAGAAACAAAGAGAACACUUAAGGAAACACGUUUCAACCUGCCAAAGGAUGACGCGCCGUUGUCUGGCGCCAAAACCAAAGAGAAGACGAUCAUGUUCAGCAAACAUAUAUCAACGAGUUUGGAGAUAUUCCCAACAAGGAGAAUGAGCAAGGAAGGAAAUAAAUCUCCAACAGAUCUAUGUAAAACGCCCCUAGCGACGGCGCAGACGCCUUACCGGACGCCUAAAAGCGUGAGGCGAGGAAACCAAAUCUCUGAUCAGAGGAUUCUGGGCACCCCUGACUACUUGGCUCCAGAACUUUUGUUAAGACAGGGUCAUGGCGCUCCGGUGGAUUGGUGGGCUCUGGGUGUAUGCCUCUAUGAAUUCAUGACAGGUGUACCACCGUUCAAUGAUGAAACACCCCAAGCUGUCUUCAAAAAUAUACUGUCUAGAAAUAUUGAAUGGCCCGAAGCCGAAGAAGCGUUGUCCUCGGAGGCGGUGGGUGCCAUCGAGGCACUCCUCACUAUGGAGCCGAAGGACCGCCCGGCGGCGUUAGACGUGCGCAAGAUGCCUCUCUUCAGGAACGUCAACUGGGAGAACCAGCUGAAUACCGAACCACCUUUCGUGCCUACGCCGGACGACUUACACGACACUGGAUAUUUUCAAGCUCGAAACAUUCUGCAGCAUCUACACGUGUCCAACUUCGACAUGUGAUGUGAUGGCAUCCACUGCAGCCACAGGAGAUAAAACAAUUCAACUAAGCAGAUAAUAUGUGAUAUACUCGAAUUAUGUUGUAGUCCAAUUGUAAUCAAGUAAGUAUUAUAUUAAUAUUUUUGUAUAUUCAUGUACCUAUAUGUAUUUACAAUGAUGUACUAUGUAGUAAAUUGAAGACUGAAUCAAGGGCUUCGUGAUCGUUUUUAAGGCUUAUUUGUUAUUUAGUAUUGUGAUUUUAUUACUACAUAUUAACCACUGUUCAUAUAGUAUAGUCACGUGUUGUUUGUAUUUAUAAGGGAUUUUAAUUAAACAAUUAAUAAUAAUUUUAUGCCAUUGGCUUA
Molecule: messenger RNA, 2920 nt
Organism: Pectinophora gossypiella (pink bollworm)
Lineage: Eukaryota; Metazoa; Arthropoda; Insecta; Lepidoptera; Gelechiidae
Gene: gwl
Product: serine/threonine-protein kinase greatwall
Exons: 14
Coding region: 273-2579 (768 amino acids)
Biological process (GO): peptidyl-serine phosphorylation; intracellular signal transduction
Cellular component (GO): nucleus
Molecular function (GO): ATP binding; protein serine/threonine kinase activity
Source: RefSeq, a predicted model, not a curated record